UGUCAGUGAUACUGCAUGACUCUCUGUUUGCUGAGGCACAGGUUUAGGUAGUUUGCAGCUUUGCUGUAGUGAGAAAAGUUUUGAGGUUACAGUGGUGUGACGGUUAAAGAAACGGCUCUUCCUACAGUUGAAAGUUCAUAACCACUAAACUAAACUACUCCACCCAGCAGUGCUUUACAUCUUUAGUGUUGUAUUUCAAUCAGUAUGUUAGCAUUUCUGUCUCUUAUCUUUUAUCUGGCACACAUACAUUCUAAAAACACUAAAUGCUCAUAACUGACUUUCUUCUUGCAGUAGUCUCAGUCAGUCCCCCUCCAUCCCCUCACCUGGUGGUCGAGCCCUCUAGUGGGCAUGUCAUUCCUGGUGACACACUGUCAUUCCACUGUCAGGCUCCACUUGACCCUCCUCAGGAACAGCCUCCUGAGGCUUUUCUUUUGCUCCGGAGAGCCAAAGGAAACCCCGGCUCCAUGGUUGCUCCAGCACAGCUGGUGUCUCAGUCCCAUGAAGCUCGCUUCAGUGUGAAGACAAUGGGACGGGAGGAUGGUGGGGAGUAUGUCUGCCUCUACCAACUCAAAUCAUCAAAGAUGGGACAAGUGAACUCCACAACCAGUCAGCCGGUACACAUUACUGUCAUAGAGCUCCCAGUCCCCACUCUGUCCUUGUCCCGACACAAGGGUGAAGUUCUGGAGUGUGUUGGGUCACCCUCAUAUCCACAAGGCUUCUUCUAUUUAUUUCGUGUGGGUGUCCUGUCACCUGAGGCAACCCAUCAGGCUUCCCUGACCCAACACAGUGCUAGAUUUCCCAUACCCACCCAUUAUGAACAUGGUGCACAGUAUCAGUGUCAGUACAGCGUGUCACUGGGCAAAUCCAAUGCAUACUCUAAAAUGAGCUCACCAGUAACUAUCCCAUGCAUUACAGGAUAUCACCUCUACAGGUAA
Sinocyclocheilus anshuiensis is the source of this 935-nucleotide messenger RNA. RefSeq lists its product as uncharacterized. The coding region runs from base 264 to 935 and encodes 223 amino acids. Gene Ontology annotation, biological process: immune response-regulating signaling pathway. The record is from RefSeq and is a predicted model, not a curated record. The transcript is spliced from 3 exons. Lineage: Eukaryota; Metazoa; Chordata; Actinopteri; Cypriniformes; Cyprinidae.